Pyrgilauda ruficollis (rufous-necked snowfinch) is the source of this 1232-nucleotide messenger RNA. RefSeq names its product mitochondrial transcription rescue factor 1 (gene MTRES1). The transcript has 4 exons. NCBI's taxonomy places the organism in Eukaryota, Metazoa, Chordata, Aves, Passeriformes, Passeridae. Bases 284 to 958 code for a protein of 224 amino acids. The record is from RefSeq and is a predicted model, not a curated record.
AAUGACUCAUGUUAAAUAGAGAUCUCCCUGUGCUUUUUAUGACACAGAUUGCAGCGUUUCUGUGUAUUUUGUGAAUUGUAUUUCGGAUGUAGGGAGGAAAGUGCCACAAAUGUGUUUGCACAGUUAAUGCUGAACACCAGAAAAGGAAUUAUAAAAGGAGUAUUCAGCUGGGCUUUUCUGCAUUUGUUUCUCAUCUGGUGUCUUAGCUCUUUGUCGUGUUGGCCAGUGUAUGAGAAAGUCGGAUCAUAAAGCCACCUAAAGCCUUGUGCUUUCAGGUUAUGCUAUGACUGGCUUCAGACUCCCCAUCAGCACUUUCAGAAAACUAAAUGUCUGGUUCGGACUGUGGGAGAAACUUCCCUCAAAUAAACUGUAUCCCACUUGGAGGAGAAGCUUAUUCUGUAGCUGUCAAGCAAGCACAGUAAACUACAGGAGAUGUUUCAGUUUUUCCCCAGUCAGACUCAGUGCACUAAGACUCUCUCCAGAGUAUAUCUCAGUAAUUUCUCUGCGGAACAAAAGCAGCAAAAGCUCUAAACGGAGCAGACAAAGCGUACAAGAAGAGGAGGAAGAAGAGGAUGAAGAUGAAAGUAAUUUGGAAGAUGAAUUUGAAAAUGACCCCAAUGUAGUAAAAGAUUACAAGGAUCUUGAAAAAGUAGUGCAGUCUCUUCGAUAUGAUGUGAUCUUGAAAGCUGGUCUAGACAUGGCAAGAAAUAAAGUAGAAGAUGCAUUCUACAAUAAUGAACUCAGGCUGAAUGGAGAAAAACUAUGGAAGAAAAGUAGAACUGUGAAACUUGGUGACACACUGGAUCUCAUAAUAGGUGAAGAUAAAGAAACAGGAACUGCUGUAGUUAUGCGGGUAGUCUUAAAAAAAUUAUCUGAUAAAACUGAAAGUGAAAAAUACAAAGUUAUUUUGAGGCGUUGGAAAAACUUAAAAGUGCCCAAACAGGAUGUACUGAAGUAACAAGGGGUUGCAUGUGGCAGCGUAAGAUUUUUGCAGAAAAACAUAUUUUUUGUUAAAUAUGAAUUUUGGUUGAACAAAAUUACAGUACCCUUUUUUAAGGGCUUGUGUCAGAAUGUUAUCUUGCUCUGCUGCGUACAUCAAUAAUCAUGCAAUAAGCCUGUCACUUUUUGCUGUUAGCUUUGUCUUGUGGUACUGUAAGUUAAAAGAUCCAACACUUACAUUUCCAGGAGGUUUCUUAUAAAUAAUGAAUCAAUAAAGACUGAUUUGAUCACUA